Messenger RNA from Ilex paraguariensis (yerba mate), 279 nucleotides. The record is from the annotation of a GenBank genome assembly. NCBI's taxonomy places the organism in Eukaryota, Viridiplantae, Streptophyta, Magnoliopsida, Aquifoliales, Aquifoliaceae.
AUGGAGUGCUCAAGGGGGGGACUGGUGGUGGAGGGAUGUAUACGUGCUGGGGGAAUGGAUGGAAUGCUCAAUGGAGGAACUGACAGUGGGGAAAUAUCCAAAACUCCUGCUGGAGGGACUAGUAGUGAAGAAGCGCCCGAAGCUCUACCUGGAGGAACAAGGGGAGAUGGAAGUGGAACUCAGGGAGGAGUUGAAAGGGGUGUUGAAGGGGCCAAUGUUGAUGGAGUUGUACUCAGAGAUGUAAUACCACCGAAGAAGAAACCACCAAAUAUACUUUGA